ACAAUCACAUAGAAUGAGUCAAAUAAUAUGGUAUCAAGAAAAAUCACAAAUGAAUGCAUAAGAAGAGCAUGUACAAUUAUUUUGGACCAAUCAGGAACAAGAUUUAUCAUAUUUGCUCAGAUGCAGUAAUAUUGUCUUUAUCCAGUGAGAAUGGCAUUGAUCUAAGUUCUUAGUUUGGAUUUAACUUCCGUAUAUCCGGGCACCUGCUUCAGUCAUGACGUCAUCGUUCCACCCCAUGUGAAAAAUAUUGAACAAAUUUCAAGAUGCUUAUUAGAGAAUUUCGUGUUGUGCUGCCCAUGACGGUGGAAGAGUACCAAGUUGCUCAGUUAUACUCAGUAGCAGAAGCCAGCAAAAACGAGACUGGAGGUGGAGAGGGAAUAGAAGUUAAAGAAAAUAACCCAUUUACAGGCGAUCCAGAUCCAAAAGACACUGGACCUCUAGGUCCAUAUGAUGAAUCAAAAACUUACACUUCGGGGCAAUUCACACAUAAAAUUUACCAUCUACAAAGUAAAGUACCAAAAUGGAUUUCCCUCUUGGCACCAAAAGGAUCACUAGAUAUAGUAGAAAAAGCCUGGAAUGCUUAUCCUUAUUGCAGAACAAUAAUAAGUAACCCAGAUUAUAUGAAAGGUGGCUUUGAGAUAAAAAUAGAAACAAUACAUUUACCAGAUAGGGGAGAAACUGAAAAUGCGCAUGGACUGCCUCCCGAUAUCCUGAAGAAGAGAGAAGUGAAAUUAAUUGAUAUCGCUAACGAUCAUAUAGAUUCAAAGGAUUAUAAAAAAGAAGAAGAUCCUGCCAUAUAUAAAUCAGAAAAAACUGGUCGUGGUCCACUGACUAAAGAUUGGAUUAAAACUGUGUCACCUGUCAUGUGUGCAUAUAAACUAGUGACUGUACAGUUUGUAUGGUUUGGCCUACAAGGAAGAGUAGAGAGCUUUAUACAAAAGCAAGAAAAACGUAUCUUCACAAAUUUCCAUAGACAAGUGUUUUGUUGGACUGAUGGUUGGUAUGGCCUAACAAUGGAAGACAUUAGAGCCCUAGAAGAUAAAACCAAGGACGAAUUAGAUAAGGCUAUAAAGGAAGGAGCAGUUAAAGGAACUAAGGCAGAUUAACCCCAAGCACACCCUAGUGACUCAUUUCUCUCUUAGAUGGCAACAUAUUAUAUAUAUUUAUGCAAACUGAAAUUAUUACCUUGGGAUUAUGAUUGCAGUUUACAAGCGUCACAUAAUAUACCUGUAUAGGUGGUCAUGUGUUCGAUUCCAUGUGUUCGAUCUAAGAUGGUUGAUAUCCUGUAUUUUGCAUACAGGACAUUAAAAAAAAUUUAAAACCAUCGAAUAAUGAAAAGUUCAAAAUUAAUGAAUAGACCAAAAACCAAUAUACAAGAACUGAAAUCAUAUUUAAUAAUCACAUUGUCUUGUUUGAAAAAAACGCUGAAUCUUGGUGAAUAUGAACCACAGACUUGACCAAUCAGGAGUGUCAUUGCCAUCAGACAAUGCGUGAUUUUUCUCCAGCCAUUUUACCAAAAUUCACCAUUUCAAAGAAAUUAGCGAUCUGUUGCAAUUGAAUUUGAAAUUUAUGACCACCUUUGACAGUGUAGACAUUUUUGUGAUUAUAU
Owenia fusiformis is the source of this 1609-nucleotide messenger RNA. The record is from the annotation of a GenBank genome assembly. Lineage: Eukaryota; Metazoa; Annelida; Polychaeta; Sabellida; Oweniidae.